Messenger RNA from Suillus fuscotomentosus, 690 nucleotides. RefSeq lists its product as uncharacterized. The transcript has 2 exons. NCBI's taxonomy places the organism in Eukaryota, Fungi, Basidiomycota, Agaricomycetes, Boletales, Suillaceae. The record is from RefSeq and is a predicted model, not a curated record. The coding region runs from base 1 to 690 and encodes 229 amino acids.
AUGGGUUUCAAUUCACCUGCAGUUCAACACGGUCAUCCGGAUUUGGACAUGGGCUUUCAUUCACCUCCGGUUCAACAGGGUUUCAAUUCACCUCCGGUUCAACACGGUCAUCCGGAUUUGGACAUGGGCUUUCGUUCACCGGUUCAACAUCAUGAUCCGGACCAGAGGUCUUUAGACAUGGGCUUUCAUUCACCUCAGGCUCAACAUCAUGAUCCGGACCAGAUGUCAUUAGACAUGGGCUUUUAUUCACCUCCAGUUCAGCAUCGUGAUCCGGACCAGAUGUCAUUUGACAUGGGUUUUAAUUCGCCUGUGGUUCAACAUGAUCAUCUGGACCAGAGGCCUUCCGGUGUUGAUCCGGUUGAUAUUCCGGAUCAGUCAAUGGGUCUUCAAUCGGAAGAGACACCUUUCGACAUGGGCUUUGGGACAGAUCCGGCACAUGAUCUUGCCCAUCAAUCGAAUAUUCAACCGGAAGAGACCCCUUUGGAGAUGGCUAGUGAACCGGAACCUAUCGGAUUUGUGAUUCAGCGUGCUGUAGGUGACUUGCGCUUGGCAAUGCACUGGUUGGAGAUGGAAAGGGCUCAUGGUACAAUGUCUCCGGAAGAAGCACUUGUCAGUGAGGAAGUUCUUCAGUCCACUAGUGAGUUAUUAUUAGCAUUUCAACUUAUAUCAAUAUACCGACUGUCGACAUGA